Porites evermanni is the source of this 1275-nucleotide messenger RNA. The record is from the annotation of a GenBank genome assembly. Lineage: Eukaryota; Metazoa; Cnidaria; Anthozoa; Scleractinia; Poritidae.
GUUCGACUGGUUUGCAUAUCGCGUGACUCUCUUUGCAGUGAUAUCGUGACAAAUGAUUUGGUAACAGACAAUGAAUGCUGUCUGGAACUUGUUAAAGAAGCUAUUGAACUAAUUGACUCCACAAAAGUUUUCAAAAGUGUUCUUUGCAAACCAAGGAAGUCUCUAGAGGCUUCUGCAAUUGUCGCCAACAUAGGAUACAGGCUUAUGUUAUAUUUUCCGAGAGAAGAUCGGUGGUAUGAAAAGAUGCCUUGGCCUUUGCUAAUAAGUGGCGAUAUCAAUGGUGUUCUCUUUUGUCAUGAUAAAAUAUACUACACAAGUCGAAAGGAAGUGGGAGAGAUUUAUACUAUGGGAUCAUCCGAAAGAACACCUAUCUCUUUCGGGGAGUCCUGUAGCCUUCAUAUUAACUGUUACAUUCCACACUCUGAAACUUGGAAGUCGUUACCGUCAUUAAAUGAUGGACUUUUGAGGGAAAUCUUCGUUUAUAAUGAUGAAACGUAUGCUGUGAGAUCUCCAUGCCUUUCUCCAUGCGCAAGGGCAUGUGGUUACAAUAUUCGCAUGAGAAGUGGCAUCAUCGUCAUAAAAUACAACACAGAAUCCAAUUCAUGGGAGGACAUAUCAUCACCCGAGUUUUUGGUUAACAGAGAGCAUUAUUGCAUUGUGACCCACGACAACUUCAUUUAUUUCAUUGGUGGGACAGAGUGGUCUAGGAACACACCUGGCGGAGAAAGGCUUUUACGUGAGGUUGACAGGUUCGACCUACGCAGAAACCAAUGGGAUAAACUAGCAGACAUUCAAGUGGCGAGAGAAGGCAGUGGUCAUGGAGCAGCGGCGAAUGGCAAAAUAUUCAUUGCUGGAAAUGUUCAUUAUCGAAUGGAGACAGAUGAUCACCUGUGUGAAAUGUACAAUGAAACGACAAAUGAAUGGCAGUUUAUCAAAAGCUUCAACAUAGAACCGGAAAAAUUUGGAGGCUUGUUUGUCGUUGAUGAGAAACUGUAUGCUCUGGGCGAAAUUCGAUCAUGGUAUUCCGACCGUAGAGGAGAAAGGUCGGGACGAUUAAAGGUCGAAUGUUAUAACGCGGAAAGCGAUGAAUGGAAAUUGAAAACUGAAGUUGCAGUUUCACUCCGUCGUUUUCAAUUUGCAAGUUACGGUACAAUGAAAUUGUUCCAAGGGUUUCUUAGUCCCUACAGCUUCGACUGCAGCUCAUGUUCUGUUGGUCCCGCCUCACAGGAUACACUCCAUCAAGGAAGAGACGAAGGAAAGUGCUCUGUCAUGUGA